Messenger RNA from Microcebus murinus (gray mouse lemur), 11688 nucleotides. The record is from RefSeq and is a predicted model, not a curated record. NCBI's taxonomy places the organism in Eukaryota, Metazoa, Chordata, Mammalia, Primates, Cheirogaleidae.
ACACCAAGACACUCUACAUCUUGGCUGCAAGAGAAAUAUCGUCUUUGAGGUCAUUCGACUUAUUAAGACGUUUUUAUUACUGUCUUGUCUGUUCCUUUUCUGGUGCAGUCUCAACGGAAGAAGUGUGGCCCCGGUCCUGCAAAGCCCAUCUGGGGGGAAUCCGUUCUUUCUUCUCCACAUCUUCGCUGCGUUCCGGCUCCCCCUACCACCUCCGUUACCCUGUAAACCCGCAGGCUCUGGACGUUCUGCACGCUGAAGAAAAUCACUGUUUUGCCUCCAGCGAGGAACAUAAAUGUUGCAACGCUGACUCCUCCUCUCCUGAAGAAAGAGUGAACAAGUGCACCGAGUUGGGCUCCUUCUCGCAGAGGCGCCGCGCUGGGGACUGGAGCGGAGGCUGAAACCCCCGCCGCCCGCGCUCGGGCUGGGCUCUCCCCUGCCCUGCCUGCCUCUCUCGCUCCUUCGCCCCGGCUUUCUGGAUCUCACCGGCUGUGCGUGAAACAGCUGUCCGCACAGCGGCUCUCCCCGUCCCCGAGCAGGAAGUGCUCGGGGACCGAUAUGGCAGACUUUGCUUCCCGGCAAAAAUUCACCUGACCAAGAAAAACAUUCAAACCAUAUUUCUGCUGGGUAAGAAUUCAUUCUGUUCUUUGCUAAAGAACUCUACUCCUACUCAUGAAGGCCAACACUGAGGAUGCUUUCCACACGAACCCUGAAGUGAACCUCUGAUACAUUUCCUGUAGCAAGAAAAGGGAGCCAACAUGAAGGAAAAUGUGGCAUCCACAACUGUUUUCAUUCUGCUACUUUUUCUCAACACCAGCCUUCUGAAUGGACAGUCAGCUCCUGGGAAACCUGAGAUCUCUAAAUGUCGUUCUCCCGAAAAGGAAACAUUCACCUGCUGGUGGAAACCGGGGACAGAUGGAGGACUUCCCACCAAUUACACGCUGAUUUACCACAAGGAAGGUGAGACACUGACCCAUGAAUGUCCAGACUACAAAACCAGCGGCCCCAACUCCUGCUACUUUAGCAAGAAGCACACCUCCAUAUGGAAAAUGUACAUCAUCAUGGUGAACGCCACCAACCAGAUGGGAAGCAGCUCCUCAGACCCACUUUAUGUGGACGUGACUUACAUAGUUGAACCAGACCCUCCUGUGAACCUGACUUUGGAAAUAAAACAGCCAGAAGACAGAAAACCGUAUCUGUGGAUGAAAUGGUUUCCACCCACCCUGGUUGAUGUAAGAUCUGGUUGGCUCACACUCCAGUAUGAAAUCAGAUUAAAACCCGAGAAAGCAGCUGAAUGGGAGACCCACUUUGCUGGGCACCAAACACAGUUUAAGAUUCUCAGUUUAUAUCCAGGACAGAAGUACCUUGUCCAGGUUCGCUGCAAGCCAGACCACGGAUACUGGAGUGCGUGGAGCCCAGAGAGCUCCAUCCAGAUACCUAGUGACCUCACCAUGAGAGAUACAACCAUGUGGAUCUUUGUGGCCAUUCUUUCUACUGUCAUCUGUUUGAUGAUUGUCUGGGCAGUGGCUUUGAAGGGCUAUAGCAUGGUGACCUGCAUCUUUCCACCGGUUCCUGGGCCAAAAAUAAAAGGAUUUGACACUCAUCUGCUGGAGAAGGGAAAGUCUGAAGAACUACUGAGUGCCUUGGGAUGCCAAGACUUUCCUGCCACUUCUGACUGUGAGGACUUGCUGGUGGAGUUUCUGGAAGUCGAUGACAGUGAGGACCAGCAGCUAAUGCCAGUCCACUCGAAAGAACACCCAGGUCAAGGCGUGAAACCCCCACAUCUGGAUCCUGACAAUGACUCUGGCCGCGGAAGCUGUGACAGCCCUUCCCUUUUGUCUGAAAAGUGCGAGGAACCCCGGGCCAAUCCCCCCACGUUCCAAGUUCCUGAGGUCAUUGAGAAGCCAGAGAAUCCUGAAGCAACUGUUACCCGUGCCUGGGACCCCCAGGGCAUCAAUGUGAAAGGCAGAAUCCCCUACUUUCACGCUGCUGGGUCCAAAUCUUCAACAUGGCCUUUACCGCCGGCCAGCCAGCACAACCCUAAGUCCUCUUACCACAGCAUCGCUGACGUGUGCAAGUUGGCCGUGGGCCCUGCAGGCGCACCAGCCACUUUGUUGGACAAAGCAGGGAAAGAUGCUUUAAAAUCCUCUAAAACCAUUAAGACUGGAGAGGGGGACAAGGCAGCCGAGCAGGGGGAGGUGGGAAGCUCCAAUUCCAAGACUGACCGAGACACGGCUUGGCUGCUGCCCCAGGAGAAGACCCCCUUUAUCGCCACUAAACCUUUGGAUUACGUGGAGAUUCACAAGGUCAACAAAGAUGGAGCACUGUCCUUGCUACCGAAAUGGAAAGAGAACAGCGACCAUGCAGAGAAGUCCGGGGCUCCGGAAACCAGCAGGGAGUAUGCGAAGGUGUCCAGAGUCACGGAUGACAACAUCCUGGUGUUGGUGCAAGAUCCACGAGCUGAAAACGAGGCUUUGUUUGAAGAAUCAGCCAAGGAGGUUCCGCCAUCACUUGCACAGAAUCAAGCUGAGAAAGACUUGGCUUUCUUCACGGCGACGCCGAGCACCUACAGGCUCCAGCUGGGAGGGUUGGAUUACCUGGAUCCUGCAUGCUGUAUGCACCCCUUUCACUGAUAGCUUAACUGAUGGAAUGAUUGGUUAAAAUGUGAUUUUUUUUUCUUCAGGUAACACUACAGAGUACCUAAAAUGAAAUCUCUAGAGAAUGCUGGAGAAUGUAGUCAGAUCGACACUACUCAAUCUCACAGUUUGCGCCUUUUCAUGCUCCAUUUUCAACCACUGGCCUCUUCCUCCAACAGCUGAUUCCAGAACAAAUCAUUCUGUUUCCUCACUGUGAUUCGUAGAUUUAUUGUUUUUUUGCUAUUAGUUAUAAUAUUAUGUGUUCAAUGAAAUCAAAGCACAUUGCUUAGUGUUCUUGAGGGACAGUGCCAACAUGUAUAUCCUGUGGAAAAGGCUUUCAUGGUUUGGGAUGUGACAGAUAGAAAUGAAAUUGUCAAAAUUGUUUGCCACAGGAAGAUGACAAAUAAGUGGAAGAUGCCACGAAAACUGAUUUUAAAAGCCAAUUGCUGAACCUUUACAUUCCUCUUUCAUUUUAUUAGGAUUACCCAAAUAGAACAUAUUUGAAAAAAGAACACAUUCCAGAAUACCUGACAAAUUGUUUACUUCAGCUCCUACACUUUGCAGACAUGUUGCCAUAUGCAAGUAAAAUGAUGCCUCCAAUUUUUUCUUAAAAUUGUUGAAUAAUUAAACACAGAUUUCUCCCCCUAAAUUUUAUUUUAUUCUAAAGCCACCAGAGAAUAUAGUUUUGGCAAUUAAAAUUUUCUUAUACAAGAGGCAAAUGAAUUUCAUGUGGUGAACCCUUUUAGGAUGUUUUCCUGCUUCAUUUCAGCAUAAUAGUAGAAAAAAAAAAUCCCAAAAGACUAACUUUAAUUUAAAAGAUAAUUACAGCAGAAUGCUAAUGGAGAUACUGCCUUACUGUACAUAUGAAUUCUACUUUAAUACAAACCCAUAAGCUUAACUUGUAUUUUUGAAGACUAUUUUUCUAUCACUUAGGUAAAAUAAAAGAAUAUUUUCUAUCUUCCCAGUACAGCUGUUUACAUAUUCAGUGGGUACAGUAUUUUCUGCUACAAAGUUUAAUGAGUAUUUACAGCACAUAGUAGGAUAUACAGUCCCUGUUUAUGGAGUAAAAUGCCAUAGCGACCCAAAGCCCACUGAGGAAUAUAAAGUGGAUGACAAAAUUCAGUUUCCAACACCAUGUAGUGUAGUUUAUCUGAUUCUUUUUGUCUCCAACAACAACUCCCACCACUACCAACCUAGGGUUUUAGGACUCUCUACAGACCAGAAAUUAUUUCUUCUAUGAUCUUUGGGCCACUCUAGGGCUUCUUUCCAUCUAUGAGUGAAUCUUCCUAAAGCUACCAUGAAAAAGGAAAGUGGCAAUUUCUAAUAUGCUGUUUCGGAGAGAGAGGUUUGGUUUGGUUUGGUUUUUCUGAGAAAUCUUGGCAAGAAAAAAAAAAGUAAGCCAAAUCAGGAGUUAGUAUCUCUCUGAAGUAGAUCCAUUUGCAAAAUCUUGGCAAAGAUGGCACUUACAUCAGAAGUGUCCAAAUAAAAGUUCUAGGAAACCAGUCAUUUGUAGAGCGAUGGGAACCACUCCAAAGGUCAGGGUCUGGUAGUAAGAAUUUCCAUGUCAGUUCCAAGGCCAGGCUCCUCAACAGGGGACAAAGCUUGGAUCUUCAUUUUAAAGGAGUCAUCCAUCUAUGUGUGCAAAUUGUCUCCCUCUGUUUUGCAUUUUGCCUGAUGGUAAAUCCAUUCUCUAUUGCCCAUUUACUAGCUAAACACAGAGAACUUGAGCAUACCUCUGUGAGUUAAAUCUUCCACCCCUAAAAGCCCAUAUUGAUAGGAGCUGGACUCAGAGGUUCCCCGAUGCUUGAGAGUGAAGACAUUGCCAGUGAUUUCAGAAUUGCAAAAGCGAUAGAUAUAAAGUUCUGUUUUCCCAAUAUACAAAAAACAUCCUGUGACUGAGAGAAGUGUGUGGAAAAGUUGUCUAAGCUCAUUCAGUCCCCUGGAUCCUUUAUCCCCAAAAUGUCUGGGGACCAACUGCAUCAGCAUCACCUGAGUGCUGUUUGGAAAUUCUGUUUGCAGAAGUUUAGGCCCCACUUCAGACCUACAGAAUCAGAAUCUUUAUUUUACUAAGACGUCCAGACUAUUCACAUGCACUUUGAAAUUUGAGAAGCACUUCCCUAGGUGUCCAUUUCUACUAAAGGUCAUUUUAGUGCACAGAAACAACCCUCUCUUGGAAAGUACAGAUCAAGACUGUUUGACUUGCAAUGAGCAACACUGUAUGUAAGGAUUAUAUUAGUGGUUUAAGAUCCAUUUAGUACUUAAUCUUAUGUGAAUUAACAUAAGAGGAUGACUUACAAAAGUACACAAAACUUCCAAGAGGGCUAGGGAAUACAGUCCACUUUGAGAGGCGUUGACCAAAGACAAUGAUCUUCAAAGCCAAUACAGGCUAAACUUUGCCAAACAAUAGUUCAUUCUUCUCUUCUUCUCUAAGAUAUAUAUCAAUCAUUCCUGUAGCUUGAAAACUUAAAAAUAAUCUGCUUUUGACAUAUAAUUUUCAUAUGUGGAAAAGUGUUUUGGCUAAAGACUCAAACUAAAUCUCUGAGAAACUAAAUCUCUAAUUAGCAUCUCUAAGUCAAGAUUUUAAUUCUAUGGUCAAUUAGCAUUAUCUGAAUUAAGGUUUUUUAUGGCCUAACAUAUUUUCUAUCAAGGAGACAGCUGUUCAAAUGGAAGGGUACAUACUGGGUUCUAGUCCUAACUGUUCUGCCUUAGAGAGACCAAUUCCCUUCUCUGAGCUCCAGUUUCCUCUGAAGAUGUUGGACCAAAUAAUCUCUAAGGUCCUUUUGAACUCUCUGACUCCUUGAUUUCAUCACUUACUAAAUAUUUUCCUUCAAAGAUAAUUAAAACUAAUGCCUCAUAUCUUAAUUAAACUGACAAAAAAUUGCUCUUAUCGUGGAAUUACAAAGUAAUUUUCAGUGAUGUGCUCAUUACACUUCACUUUUUAAAUCAUACAUUCCAGUUGAUCUUAAUAUGUCGCACAUGCAUUUUAUAAGUGAUGUAGGUACAGAAUCAUAUUCUAAGAUUAUAUGCAAAUAUAUGUGUAGAAAGAAGAAGCAUGAGAUAGAAAAGAAACAUUGAAUAAGGCACUAAUCUUUAGAAAUAUGAUCUUGUACUGAAUUAAGCCAUACUCAUUUCUUGCUGAGUCCAACAGCCUCAAAUCUCUAUCUGGCUAUUAAUAUUUUCCUCUCAUGAUAAAUUAUGAACGAUUAUUGCACAGUAUGCUCUAAGUUAUAAAAAGUUGUAUUUUUAUAAACAAAUACCUAACGAGUCCAGUUGGAAAGCACAUGGAAACUGGAUCUAGUCAAUGAGUGACUUAUGGAAACUUAUGAGCCAAGCAGCAAAAUGUUCUCUGGUCAGUUUUAACAAAUGUACACAAGACCCCCUAAUAUGAGUACAAGUUAGUACCAACUGUGUCAGAUAUUUAAGAUUCUGCAUUGCUCUAAUGAUAUUUAUAUAAUAAUAUUUCACAGACUCUGCAUUUUCCUAAGUGCCUAAGACCAAUCCUGUUAGUCAAGCAUAUACUGAAGUCUCCCUUUAACUGGUUUGGUAUGAGAUCCAGGCAGUUUGACUCCUUGUCCUGUGUUGACCCAACCGAUUUGGAGAAUCCUGUGAGUUAAUGAUCAACCAGAGGCACCCUAGUUCCCGGACACAGUGUGGAGGAAGUCUGGCUGCCCAUCAUUUGCAGAAAGACUAGGCUCUGCCUUUAGCAACUUCCCUAUCUCCUUAGAGUAGACAAGAAAGAAACAGAUUUGUACACAUUUUACAAAGUGCCUUCCUUCAGUUUUAUUUUUAAAAAGUGUUCCUUUUGCAAGAAAAGUAUACUGAUUAGAAAGUAAACUUUACCUUAUAAGGAUUUUUUAAUGUAACUGAAUGGGGAGAUGGAAAGAGAAAAAGCCAGACAGGGAACAAAAAAAAAUGGUCUAAAAACCAACCAGCCAAUGUUCAGCAAAUUUUUAUGUAUUAUUUAAUUGAAUUACCACAGAGCUGAUGUGAAUAGUGUAACUUACUUUGCCUGAUUAAAAAAAUGGAGUCUGGCUAUGAUUUGGGGAUAAGCCUGCCACACUGUGAUUUGAAACUCUCAAUUGUAAAACAUAUCGAUGCACUUCUAAAUGUCAUUGAACUGCAUGCCUAGGCCUGAAAGGAAAAUGCACACACAUUGGAACUUUGUACACAGACAGAAAAAUAUUAAUGAUUUUGAAUCACCAUCCCCACUGUUGCAAACACAGCUUUGCUGUUGAUGAAAACUUCAUGUGUACUUCAGUGAACAAAAUUCCUUUUCUGCCUUUUUGGCUCAAGCACAAUAGUGUUGUCGCUAGGAGAGUGACAGAGCACUCAAUGUCCAGGACUAAGUCACAUCACUGCCACUAAAUAGGCUCUCUGACCUUCGGUAGGUCCUUUAAACUCUGGUCACCAGUUUUCUCACUUGUUAAAUAAGUGGGUUGGCGUAAAAGGUUUCUUAAACCUCUUGCAACUCUGGUUUUGAUUCUCACAAUCUGAGGAAAAUCCAGGAUUUCAGGUCAAAUGCCCAGGUAUAGUGCAAGAAAGUAUUGCUGACAAGCCUUUGGACUGAGCAGUGAACAUGGGACAGUGCGUCACAAUGCAGAAAAUAGAAAAAUAGAGAUCCACUCCUUCGAAUCAGAUUGAUUUAACACCCUUGCUUCUCUUCUUUCUCCCUAGCUUUACAUACUUGUAGUCUUUUUAUUCCCUCCCUUCAGGGUAUAUUAUUUUUCCUAAGACUUAGUAGCAACCAUAGGAUCUGCAAAAAAUGAAAUUAUUUAUGAACAAUGAAUUUGGCCCUGCAAAGGACUAUGCCAAAGGUUAAAUCAACCACGCAGAUACCCAAGACCAAGUUGAAGGUCACACGUACACCCCAUUUAGAGAUUUGCAUGCUUAGAAAUUUGAGACCAUGUUCAUUAAUUAUUUAGUUAAUUCAAAGGCCAUUAAUAAAUCCAAACUAUGUUGAUGUCUAGAUACUGGAGGUCUUAAGGAGAAAUUUAAAAACACAGAAUUAUUGCUUCAGAUCUAACCAGAAAUUCUAUUUAUAAUUAUGACCUGGACUUAUGAUUAGCAAAUUAUCAUCUGAAAAUCAAACAGGAGUUCUCUCCCUAGACUUUUGAUUUUCAGAAAGAUGAGUUUUGGUCUGUGACCCUCAUCAUAUCUAUUUCAUCGAAAGGAGAAAGAUAGAAAAAUUGAAAAUCAAAUGUUUCCAGAAGUUUGGGCAUCUCAGGAUUUUACAAAAUGCCAAGUGGCCCACUAAACAUAAUUCUAUUGGACAUAGUGAAUCUACAAUCUAUUUAGUGUUCUGAGUUUAUGGCUAAGAGAUGUACAUAAUUUGCAUUCUCAUAUACCAGCGGCCGUGCUGUCUAUAUCAAUUCCUUUGAUUUUUGCUCCAUUUCAAUUUAGAAAGCACUAAAACAUGUAAAGUAGAAACACUUGUCCCAUUUAUAUGGUUGUGAUCAAUGAAUAGAAGAACUCAGAUAAUCUUAAUCUAUUAAUUAACAUUUUACCUGCUGCUGAUUAAAAAAAAAAAACAACUCGAAAAACCUUAGCAACUGAAGUAGUAAUAUCAAAAAUAACCUUUAAUAGUUAUUAUGGUCAAAUUAUGCUUCACCUGAAUAAACUUCAAAAUACAGUCUGAACUAUUCUGUGCACAUUUUGCAAAUCCUGGGGGGAAAUUAUUUUUAUUGUGUUAUCUAAAAUUGAAAAAUGAUAUGGCAAAGAUACCUCUGAAAAAUAAUUUAUUUUAUAAAAUUCGUAAAAAAACAGAUUUUGAAUUUUUAAAAGUAACUACCUCCCCUUCAUAUCCUAACAUUCUUCCUUCAAAGCUGCUUGUAGUUUAGAAAGAAAAGAUGUCACGUCUCAUGCUUUGACUAUUUUUCGGUGGCAUAUUUGAUGUAUUUGCCAUGUGACAUUUCUGAAUUUCAAGUAACCAUAACUGUUAUAUUGUUUUGUAUUAUAUCACUUUAUGUGGUUCAAAAAUAGUAUAUGCCACGUUGAAAUAUAUAAUCGUCAUGUUGUGAAACUCGUCAUGUAAUACAAAUGAAAAUCAAUAUUUAAUGACUUACAAUCUAUCCAUAUGUAGUUUCAAUAUGAUUGUGUCUGUGUCUGUGAAGAAAACUGAAAACAUAUGUAAUCACAUAUUUCUGUUGAAAUUGUGAAUAUACUAAUUUUUUUCUUAUUCUUUGUGUAGAAGUAGGAUCAUAUGCCAUUCAUUGUACAGCUGCUCUAGAGUAUUAACUGUUUAAAGUACAAUCUAAAAAUUGUUUAAAAGUCAACCCCUUGGCUUUGCUUCAUGUGACUGCUGAUAGCUUCUUGAGUGUUACUUGCAUCAUGAGGCUUGCUUUUGUGCUUUCAUGUUCAACAAUAGAAGUGUCUCAUGUGGAAACCAAAGCAAUCUAGAACCAGCCUGUUGGGUGAUUGUGUCUCCUGUAAAGCCAUAUUGAAGUGUAGCUAUAUAAUAGCAUAAAGGUCCAUAUUUUCAAAGCUAUCACUACCUCUGCCUUUCCUCUUUUCCUAGAAAAUGCCAAGCAAAAUUCUUUGAGAUUAAGUGAGAAAUUAGAAGUGAUUGUUACGAUAAGUUGCUGGGGUUGUUUUUUGUUGUGUUGUUUUGUUUUGAAAAGAAAAUACACUUUCUAAUUCGCUACUUUGCAGGUUUAUGCUAUGGAGUCUGAAUAACCAUACUUACAUUUUUACAUUUUAUAAAAACUGGCUGACAAGUUCAGAAAGAAUACGUAUUAAAUUAUCAGAUGAAAAACAUUACAAGACCAUAGAGUUGCAGAUUUUUUCUAACUAUAAGUCUCCUCAAGGUAGUUGUCCAAAGCCAUGAUAUUGCCUACAAAUUGAUUUCCUCAACCCCCCUAGAAACAAAUCUUUUCCUUAUUUGAUUUUAGCCAUCAGAUAUAAUAUGGCAUGGGAAAAGUCAUCCAUUUAUUAGAAAUAAUCUUGUUUUUAUUUUAAAAAUUCAUUUCUGCAUAUAGCUAUCAUAAUGUCUAUUUUUUUUCUUUUUAGCCCUAAAGAAUUAUAGAAGACUAUAGUCAUCUGAUUUGUUAUCUUGCAUAUUUCAUUCUGCAAAUCUUUGGUUAUUGCACUUUGUGCUUUCUGUUUUGUAUGAAUUUAUUAAUUUGUCUCCUUUUAUCAUGAGAGGACAACACAGAUAGUUAAAGCUUUGUCAAUACAAGGGGACAUUAUGCCAAUUGCCAUUAUCAUAACAUCUUCAUUUUUACUGCAUGCCAAAAACAAUGCUUGCCAAACAAAAUCUUAGACAUCCCAGUAUAAUAUGGUCGUUAUAUCUCUAUUCAUAUCAUUAUUGAAAAUACCCAGCUCAGUGCCUGGCACAGUAAAUGUGUAUUUCCCUUGCCUGCCCCUCCUCUAUUUUUUUUUUUUUCAUUUAAAAUGGAGAUGAGCAAAAUAACAUGUGUGCGGCUAAAACAAUUUCCUUGAAUGUUUUUUGCCGCUAAAAGAUCUGUAAUCCAGGAUAUUAUUUAUACAAGUUGAACCAAAACAAUUUUUCCCCUUUCUCUUCGUCCUUCCAUACGAUUGCAAGACAAACUUUCCCUCCCUUACCUCAGCGCAUUCACAUGAGAGGCUGCACUAUAGAAGGCAAGAUGGAACCAGGUGCGUAGAGAGCUAAUAAGAGAAGCUCAUUUAAAUAUCGUGAAAUAAAGGAAGCGCCAAACCAUUUUUUAAAAACACGGAUUCCCUUUGAAUGCUGCUAUUCAUCCAUAUUAUUAAGGUCUUUGCUGACAAAAUUUAUCAGAUGAAGUGUAAAUGGAUAACCUUUUACGUUUAAUGGAUGUAGACCUAGAAAUCUUCACUACUGUUACAGAAUUGUUACAAAAUUGUGAAAUGGUUUGUUUGAAAAAUUCUUCUCUGCCUCCUCUUAAUUCUUUAAUGCCAUGUCUUACAAAAGAUUGAGAAAUUUCUUUCUUAUGAGAGUGUCAUGCUCUAAAACUUGGUUUCAGUCAAAAAAAAAAAAAAUACUGACUCUCCCCUGUGUACAUUAGAGCCAUCUGUCUUUAAUUCUUGGGCCCACUUUUGUUUUUAAGCUACAAAAUUUGAAGUAUCUGUCACCAGACACAGGAUUCAUACAAUUCAUGAUGAGCUGAAGAAGUACUAUGGAGCUAAUUUUCCAAAAGUAUUGCAUGUGCUUUCCUGAAAGAAAACAGAAAUUGUAUAUUGCCACAUCUUGCCAGAACCCCAUCUGAAACCUUAACCCUGUCACACUUCCUGCAACUUACUAAUCAAGUAUGGGUUUUAAAUCUCACCAAGUUUCUAGGGGCUGGGAUAUCCCCAACUUCUAUUUAAGGGAAACCUUGAAGUCUUGGGGUGAGGAGGCAGGGAUGGGACUGGGGGAAUUUAAGAUAUAGGGUUAUUGAAGAGAUCCCAGCAGGGACCUUCCUGGCCAGAAUAUGGGAAGAGCAAAUCCUACUGGCUUUACCUUUGAGAGUCCCUUCAAAUCAUGCAGGUGAAACUGGAUCUGUUUUUCACAUUGUCAAAUGUAUUCUACUUUGGAGGUCCCAAUGUCCAAACUGGAAUUCUUUCAUCUACAACGUCCUCCACCCUCCCAACACCACCCCUCAACUCCUGCUGCUCAAGCUAACAAGCAUUUUUCUCGUGUUAUGAUCCGAUUCACAUUAAAAUGUACGCUUACAAACUGACUUGAAGCACAGGUAUUUUUAUGAAUGCAAUAAAGUGUUUUCUAAGGAAAUGCAAGAGGAUGUCAGUCAAAUAAAACACCUUGUGGAUGUUGGUUGGUGAACACUGGUAUGAGAAAAAGGAGCUCAGGAAUUUUUAUUACUGUAUUUAUAAAUGUGUUUGAAAGAAUUUGUAAAUGCCACAGGUACAUUUUUAAGGUGAUAUGUUUGGUCCUUAUAAAAUUAUUAAAAAUUACAAGGUGAGCUUAAAUGACAUUUGCCAGUUUUACUUUACAUGAUCAAUAUUGAUACUGUUGCUGAACUAUGUAACUUUAUGAUGCAUUUUUCAAUCCUUUUUCAGAGCAAAUGCUUUUGCAAUGGUAGCAAUGUUUAAAUUGACUUAAUAAAUUAUUUCCUGAGCAAUG